Messenger RNA from Penicillium macrosclerotiorum, 264 nucleotides. RefSeq lists its product as uncharacterized. Bases 1 to 264 code for a protein of 87 amino acids. The record is from RefSeq and is a predicted model, not a curated record. The transcript has a single exon. Lineage: Eukaryota; Fungi; Ascomycota; Eurotiomycetes; Eurotiales; Aspergillaceae.
AUGCCAUCCCCGUUCACCGUUUCCGCACUAGCGAUCCUCGCCGAAAUACACCAUGUGGGGGAAAACAACCCUCCUCCCCCCGCCUCUUCUCUCCCUCUAAUCCACGACCGGUUACGGGAGUGGGCCCCGCUCUCCCCCUCCCUCUCUCCACCGUCCAGCGACACUACGGCUCGAUGCGGCCAUCGCAUCGCGUGCAACGUUGGGUCUAGCGUGUGGUCGGUUUCGAUCUCGGACGAUCUCGAGCGUCCCGGUAGCCGAGGUUGA